AUGAUCAUAGACAUUGCUCAUACGUCCAUGAUCCAUGCGGAUGCUCCCCAUUUUCUGUGGCUGUUUGUGGUUGAGUACGUAGCGCAUCAGAUCAACCUUCAGCCCCGGGUCUCUUUGCCAGAUGCCUCCCCCACCUUGUGGUGGACGGGGAAGGUUGGUGAUGCAUCUGCGUUUCGUGUCUGGGGAUCUCGGGCGAUUGUCCGCGACUUGUAUGCGGACAAGCUGUCCCCCCGUGCGGUUCCCGACGUCUUCCUUGGCUUCCCCCCUGACGCGCCUGGUUGGCAGUUUUACCACCCCACCUCGCGCCAUGGUCUGUCCUCCCAGGGCGUCACGUUUGACGAGUCGGUUCCUUACUACCGUCUCUUCCCCUACCGCACUGCACCCCUCCCCUCGCCGCCGCUCUUCCUUGCGCCAAGUCCCUCGCCGGUAGACCCCCUCCCCCCUCAGGGUCCUUCCCCGUCAGGUGUGUCCCAGGUAGACGCAGUCGAGCCUGUCAAGGUAGCUGUUGACUCUAGUACUGCUAGGGGUGCUGAGAGCCUGGGGGUGUUGAGCCUGUGGGUGCGGAGCCUGGGGGUGCUGGGUGUGCUCGUGUGGCCUCUGGCGGUGCUGGGUUUGGGGACCCUUCGGGUUCCUCGUCAAAGCGGGAGCUACCCUCUCCGCAGGAGCUGCGCGAGUGGUUUUCCCGGCGCUGGUGCCGUGCUGCAAGAGGUGGAGGUGCUGCUGUUACUGCUGACCCUGGGGUUGGCACUGAAGUUGCUGGAGCCAGUGGUCCUGGAGGAGCUUGUACUGGCGGUACUGGAGCUGCUGGGCCUUGGGGGUGGUGCUGAGACGGCUGGAGCUGACGCUGCUGGAGCUAGAGCUACUGGGGGUGUUGGCGCUGGAGGUGCUGCUAGCGCUGGUGCUUCUGAGGGUGCUGGAGUUGGCGCUGUUGGAGCUGGAGGUGCUGCUGGCGCUGGUGCUGCCGCUGGGGGUACGGGUGCUAUCCCUGCUGGUUCUAGAGGCGCUGCACGGCCGCGGCCGUACUUCAUUCCGCUCACUGAGCAGGUUCUUGCCCGCCUCCCCCCUACCUGCUCCUUCUCCCUACACUGGUCCCACUGGAGGUCUUGCUGA
Molecule: messenger RNA, 1110 nt
Organism: Closterium sp. NIES-65
Lineage: Eukaryota; Viridiplantae; Streptophyta; Zygnematophyceae; Desmidiales; Closteriaceae
Source: the annotation of a GenBank genome assembly